Musa acuminata AAA Group (dessert banana) is the source of this 1007-nucleotide messenger RNA. Its product is annotated as protein LURP-one-related 10-like. The transcript is spliced from 3 exons. The record is from RefSeq and is a predicted model, not a curated record. NCBI's taxonomy places the organism in Eukaryota, Viridiplantae, Streptophyta, Magnoliopsida, Zingiberales, Musaceae. Bases 53 to 763 code for a protein of 236 amino acids.
ACAACACAACGAUUGAAACGAGAGUGAGAGGGAGAGAGAGAGAGAAAGAGAGAUGGGUUCACUAAUUUCUAAGGUUGCUGCCCCGUCCUGCGCCAUCGUCGACCCGCGGUUCUGCGCGUCGUACCCGAUCGAACUCACGUUCUUCAUCGACGCCGCCUGGUUGAACUGUGACCACCUCGCGGUGACCGACAUCAACGGCAACGUCGUCUUCAAGGUCGAAGCCCAUAAGUGGAGCCUCAGAAACAGGCAGGUGGUCGUCGACGCCUCCGGCAAGCCUGUGAUUUCGAUGCAGCAGAAGCUGAGCAGCAUCCAUGACCGGUGGCUAGUCUUCAAGGGAAAUAGCUCAGAUCCUAAGCAUCUGCUGUUUAGCGUCAAGAGGAGUUCUGCUUUCCAAUUCAAGACCGAGUUGGACGUGUUCUUAGCUGCCAACAAGGAGGAGGAGGUGUGUGACUUCAAGAUCAAGGGAAGCUUCCGCAACAGAUCAUGCACUGUGUACAAGGGCGACUAUUCCAUGGUGAUCGCGCAGAUGAGCAAAGAAUACAAAUUGGUGAAUGGAUUGGUAUCCAAGGAUGCUUUCGGGGUGGCCGUCAUCCCAAACACCGACUACUCCUUCAUUACUGCUCUGACCAUCAUUCGACAUAAGUUCUUUAAAGAAGACACUAGAAUCUCUGAUGUAAUCUCUCAUGUAAUCUCUCAUGUAAUCUCAAAUGAAAUCUCAACUGCACUCAUAUCUGCAAUCUCAGCUUUACUAGGUGGAUCCUAAUUCUCCAUGCCUGCUAGUAUAACAACGAGUGACUUCCUCUGCAGCAUGAAACCACAGAUGGAUACUUGGUGAAGACUUGGAUUGUAGUACUUAAUCUUAUGUUCCUCCUUUUGUGUUAUCGUGGGAUGGCUAUAUAUGUAUGUAAGAUUAUAAUAUGUAGUUUGCACCGCAGCUGAACCUGUUUAGAGAUCAUAUAUAUGUAUAACAGGGAAGUGAAGUGAGGUGGAUAUUGGGUCUCUUCUCA